GUUGCCUUCUCUUCCGGACAGAGCGUCUGUGCGCCCGCACGUGGUUGUGUUGCUCGGGCUUGAGCCCGCGCUUGCUGAGGAGUGAUUUCACGUUUCUCCCUGGAGCGAGCGAGCCCAGCUAGAGUCAUGGAGGGCCAGAGUGUGGAGGAGCUACUGGCAAAGGCCGGGCGGGACGAGGCAGAGAAGCUGCAGCGCAUCACGGUGCACAAGGAGCUGGAACUGGAGUUCGACCUGGGUAACUUACUGGCCUCGGACCGGAACCCUCCAACCGGGCUGCGGAGCGCGGGGCCCACCCCUGAGGCUGAGCUGCGGGCCCUGGCGCGAGACAACACGCAGCUGCUCAUCAACCAGCUGUGGCAGCUGCCCACGGAGCGCGUGGAGGAGGCACUGGUGGCGCGGCUGCCGGAACCCACCACGCGCCUGCCGCGCGAGAAGCCGGUGCCCCGGCCGCGGCCGCUUACACGCUGGCAACAGUUCGCGCGCCUCAAAGGCAUCCGUCCCAAAAAGAAGACUAAUCUGGUGUGGGACGAGGUGAGCGGUCAGUGGCGGUGCCGCUGGGGCUACCAGCGCGCCCGCGACAAUACUAAGGACUGGUUGAUCGAGGUGCCGGGCGGUGCUGACCCUUUAGAGGACCAGUUCGCUAAGAGGAUUCAGGCUAAGAAAGAACGGGUGGCCAAGAAUGAGCUGAACCGGCUACGUAAUCUGGCCCGCGCACAUAAGAUGCAGCUGCCCAGUGCGGCCGGAAUGCACCCUACCGGACACCAGAGUAAGGAGGAGCUGGGCCGCGCCAUGCAGGUGGCCAAGGUCUCCACCGCCUCCGUGGGGCGCUUCCAGGAGCGCCUGCCCAAGGAGAAGGUCCCCCGGGGCUCCGGCAAGAAAAGGAAGUUCCAGCCACUUUUCGGGGACUUUGCAGCAGAGAAAAAGGGCCAGUUGGAACUGCUGCGAGUCAUGAACAGCAAAAAGCCUCAGCUGGAUGUGACGAGGGCCGCCAAUAAGCAAAUGAGGGAGGAGGACCAGGAGGCGGCAGCCAAGAGGAGGAAAAUGAGCCAGAAGGGCAAGAAAAAGGGGGGCCGACAGGGCCCUGGAGGAAAGAGAUAUGGGGGUCCUUCCAGGCAUGGAGGGAAAAGGAAAGGGGGCUUGGGAGGCAGGGUGAAUUCCGGACCUCCUGGCUUAGGUGGCAAAAGGAAAGGAGGGCCACGCCAAGGAGGAAAGAGGAGGAAGUAAAUUUCACCCUCGGCGCCGCCUGUAAACUACACUGAAUGUUAAAUUGUAGGUACUGUAGGAGGAUGCAGAAGGUGGCCCUGCCUUCAAGGUAGCACUAAAUUGGACUUCCAGGACUUUGGCUGGAGAUUAAAGGGUGUAUUUGAGGACAUAAAAAUUGGGGAAAGAAUUUGGUCAAAACUGGCAGUGAGUUCUAUUUUUAAACAGCUAUCUUCUUCUAUUUAACUUUGAAUAUUGUGUGCGGGAGAGUUCAUACUUCAGGACUUUGAUUUCUGCAUUAUUUUUAUAACCUGUGUAUUUAUCAAAACCGGG
Messenger RNA from Manis pentadactyla (Chinese pangolin), 1533 nucleotides. RefSeq names its product ribosome biogenesis regulator 1 homolog (gene RRS1). Gene Ontology annotation, molecular function: protein binding. Gene Ontology annotation, cellular component: nucleolus; nucleus; preribosome, large subunit precursor. The transcript has a single exon. The record is from RefSeq and is a predicted model, not a curated record. Gene Ontology annotation, biological process: ribosomal large subunit biogenesis; endonucleolytic cleavage in ITS1 to separate SSU-rRNA from 5.8S rRNA and LSU-rRNA from tricistronic rRNA transcript (SSU-rRNA, 5.8S rRNA, LSU-rRNA); ribosomal large subunit export from nucleus. Lineage: Eukaryota; Metazoa; Chordata; Mammalia; Pholidota; Manidae. Bases 127 to 1224 code for a protein of 365 amino acids.